AUGCUCAUGGGCCCGAUUGAGAAGCCGUGGCUGUCGGAGAAAGACAGGAUGGAGUCGUUCUCGAACUGGAUCGUCUACUUCAUCGCGUUCCUGGGCAUCGCUGGGAGUGCUGUUCGCUGCUAUUUCGGGUACGUGCAGACGCCGUUGCUUGGGAAGGUCUGUCUCGUCCUGGAGGAUAACUUCGACACGUUCGACACCGAGAACGUCUGGCAGCGCGAGGUUAGCAUGAGCGGAUUUGGAAAUGGAGAGUUCGAGAUGACGACCGCGUCCGAGAACAACUCCUUCGUGCGCGAUGGACAGCUCUACAUCGUCCCGACGCUCACAUCGGACGUGAUCGGGUACAAUAAUAUCUUCGACGGGUACACGUAUAACCUCACUGGCUGUACGGACGCCAACUCUACCAGUUGCGGCACGGUCUCCAACGCGACGCUCAAGACUGUCAUCCCACCCGUCAUGAGCGCGCGCGUGCACACGCGACAGCCGUACUCCAUCCAGUACGGCCGCGUCGAGAUAACCGCGAAGCUCCCCCGCGGCGACUGGCUCUGGCCGGCGCUGUGGAUGCUCCCAGUAAAUGAGACGUACGGCGCGUGGCCGCGCUCGGGCGAGAUCGACAUCAUGGAGGCUCGCGGGAACAGCCCCAAAUAUCCAGCGCAGGGCAUCGACUACGUGCGCGGCUCCCUGAAUUGGGGCCCAUUCUCGUGGCUAAACGGGGUGAGCAAGACGUACGGGUGGUGGACGAACCGGCGCAAGACCUACGCAGACGCCUUCCACACGUAUGCGAUCGAGUGGAGCCCGCAGUUCCUGCGCAUCUACGUCGAUUCGCGCCUAACGUACAUGCUUAAUCUCAAGUUCGACGAGCCGUUCUUCGCGCGCGGCGCGUUCCCCGCAGUCGUCGCGAACGGCUCGCAGUUCAUCGAGACGCCAAAUCCGUGGAAGCACAGCGCGACGGCGAACGUCGCGCCGUUCGACCAGCCGUUCUACCUCAUCAUGAACGUCGCGGUCGGGGGCACGAAUGGGUGGUUCCCGGAUAACGCGGGGAACAAAUCGUGGUUCGAUGGUUCUUUGACGGCGAUGCGCGACUUUGCGAAGGCCCAAAACCAAUGGUACGCGACCUGGCCCGAGAGUGUUGAAGACAGGGCGUUGGUAAUAGACUCUGUGAAGAUGUGGCAACUGUGUUGA
This is a messenger RNA of Trametes versicolor FP-101664 SS1, 1179 nucleotides long. RefSeq names its product putative member of glycoside hydrolase family GH16. Gene Ontology annotation, biological process: carbohydrate metabolic process. Gene Ontology annotation, molecular function: hydrolase activity, hydrolyzing O-glycosyl compounds. The record is from RefSeq and is a predicted model, not a curated record. Bases 1 to 1179 code for a protein of 392 amino acids. The transcript has 4 exons. Lineage: Eukaryota; Fungi; Basidiomycota; Agaricomycetes; Polyporales; Polyporaceae.